Molecule: messenger RNA, 1945 nt
Organism: Setaria italica (foxtail millet)
Lineage: Eukaryota; Viridiplantae; Streptophyta; Magnoliopsida; Poales; Poaceae
Product: F-box/LRR-repeat protein At3g59190
Exons: 2
Coding region: 121-1815 (564 amino acids)
Molecular function (GO): protein binding
Source: RefSeq, a predicted model, not a curated record
CGCGCACUAGUUUGUCCAAUCUUGCAAUGGAAGCUGCCAUAAUAUAAAAGCCUUAUUGGCCAAACGGCCGAAGCACACAAUUCCAGUUUCCAACCGAGGCGACCCAGCAUCCACCGUGACAUGGAAUCGCACUCGCGCCGCCAGCGCCGGAGCAACGCCGCCGGGGCCACGGAGGAGGACCGGCUGAGCAGCCUCCCCGACGACCUCCUCCACUCCAUCCUCCGCGACCUCCCGCUCAAGCAGGCCGCCCGCACCAGCGCGCUCUCCCGGCGGUGGGCGCCCCAGUGGCUCCGCGCGCUCGCCGCCUCCCCGGUCAUCGACCUCACCGACCGGGACUUCGCCCGCGGCCAGACCCCGGCGCGGGCUGCCGCCACGGUGGGUCGCUGCCUCCGCCUCCAUGCCGAGCACGGCGCGCCCCUCGACGCGUUCCGCGUGGCUCUGGUGUCGCCGUCCCCAUCGGGGCUGGUGGGCGACGGCAGCGCGUUGGGACGCGACGUCGUCGGGUGGGUCGCGGCCGCCGUGGCGAGGGGCGCCAGGGAGGUGGAGGUGGACCUGGCGCCGCCGCAGCAGCAAGACGACGAUGCGGACGCGGCCACGCACGCCGAUCGCGGAAGCGCCGCAGCGCUCUGCUUGGAGCUCCCCGGCGACGUGUUCCAGACCAGGUGCUCGCUGGAGCGGCUCGCGCUGGACGGGUUCAGCCUCCGCGCCGUCCGGCUCCCCGCGGCUGGGCUGGCUGGUCUCCGCUCGCUCUCCCUCGCCCACGCCGACGUCACCGACGAGGCGGUCCGCGGCGUGCUCACCGGCUGCAGGGCGCUCGAGUCCCUCACCCUCAGGAGCUGCCCCCUCCUCACCUCGGUGACCAUCGGCAGCGAGAGGCUGCGGGUCCUGGAGCUCCUCGGUUGCCGCGCCUUGCGCGAUCUCCGGGUCGCCGCGCCGGCGCUCGAGUCGUUCGCCUUCCACGGCCGGGUCUACUUCAGCGAGGCCGACGACUACGCCGUUCCCAUCGAACUGGGCGACGACACCACCAUGACCAUGCCAGCCCUGCGGGACGCGCGCAUGUGCCACCUCGGCUUCGGCGAGUACGAGGAUCCCAACGCUCAGGAUUUCGAGUACCCCUUCUUGUACCACGUCGCGCAUGCCCGGGUCUUGACGCUUUGCUCCAUCGGCUUGCUGCUUCUUCGUGAACAGCAAACCUAUGACGAGAUGGCAUAUGCAGACCUGCCGAACCUAGAAGAGCUGCAGCUGCUGAUGGCCACCGUGGACAAUGAAGGCCUCGAGCAUGUGUCCACUUUCUUCAUGCUCACCCAACUCCCGGUCCUGCAACGGCUCUUUGUCCGUGUAAAUCUCGUGCACAAAUUAUGUUCCGUUUGUACCUCAUCUGAGAAAAUACAUGUGUUUUGGAACUGCUUAUUACCAGCUGAGAUAGUGAGAUAUGGAUUAUCCCAUCCGCAGCUCCCCAGCGAUGGAGGAAGCAGCUCGGCAGCAGCGCUGACCGACGACGACGACGCAGACAUCAUACUCAUGUUCGAGGUCGUCCUUGAGCAGCUAACUUUUAUCAAGGUUGCGAGUUUUAGGGGGACAAGGCACGAGCUGCGGCUGCUCAGGUUCUUCCUGAAGAGGGCUCCUGUCCUCGAGCAGAUGGUGCUGGUCACGGUGGAAGGAGAGGGAGCUCCGGGAGACGAGCACCUCAAGGACAUCUAUGAGCGGGUUUCGGUGUUGCAGAAGGCGUCGCGCGAGGCACGUGUUUCCGUGUGCCGGCCCAACGAAGACGACAGCCCGAAUCAUGCACACACGAUGUUCUACCGCGAGGAGUAAUAUAACCGACACUGUAUGUAUGGUGUUUUAGGCUUGUAAUCAUAAAGAAUUAAAGAUAAUAUGUGGAGGCCUCGAGGGCUUUGAGGCGAAAAUAUUAAAUCACAGGAUAUCAACUUAUUUGUUGUCGAGA